This is a messenger RNA of Exophiala bonariae, 1020 nucleotides long. RefSeq lists its product as uncharacterized. Gene Ontology annotation, cellular component: cytosol; peroxisomal matrix. The transcript has 2 exons. Bases 1 to 1020 code for a protein of 339 amino acids. Lineage: Eukaryota; Fungi; Ascomycota; Eurotiomycetes; Chaetothyriales; Herpotrichiellaceae. Gene Ontology annotation, biological process: protein import into peroxisome matrix. Gene Ontology annotation, molecular function: protein binding. The record is from RefSeq and is a predicted model, not a curated record.
AUGCUAGAAUAUCGCACCCAGGGCUUUCAAGGCUAUGCUGUCAAAUACUCUCCUUUCUUCGACAAUCGGAUAGCUGUCGCUGCUUCAGCAAAUUAUGGGCUUGUCGGAAAUGGACGCCUUUAUAUAUUGGAGUUGACACCCCAUGGUAUCCAACCAUUAAAGAGCUAUCCCACGCAGGACGCCCUUUAUGAUGUUACUCACUCUGAGGCACAUUCAUUCCAUGUCUUGACUUCUUCUGGGGAUGGAUCUCUUCGACUCUACGACACCUCCCUAGCCCCCGAUUUCCCCAUUGCAACAUUUCAAGAACACUCACGAGAGGCUUUCUCAUGCAGUUGGAAUCUUACAUCAAAAGCCACAUUUGCAUCUUCUUCGUGGGAUGGAUCUGUCAAAAUAUGGAACCCCGAGAGACAACAGAGUCUUUUGACUUUACCGACUCAUUCCUGCACAUAUUCUGUUCAAUGGAAUCCACACACCGAUGGCAUGUUGAGCGCAGUCUGUUCAGACAGCUAUCUUCGAGUCUGGGAUUUGAGAACUCCGGCCAGUGCCAGUAAUCAUCUCACACUUCAAAUCCCAAUUCAUGCACCUCCAAUUUCAGUCGGGCUUGGGAAACCACAGCCUACGUUUCCACCAGCCGAAGCACUCUGUCAUGAUUGGAACAAAUAUCGAGGCACCGUGUUGGCCACAGGAGGUGUUGAUAGGAUAAUUCGAACAUUUGAUAUUCGACAACCCAAAGGCCCACUUCAGUUAUUGCAGGGUCACAACUAUGCGGUGCGGAAAGUUGCAUGGAGUCCACACCUGCCAGAUUUACUGUUAAGUGCCAGUUACGACAUGACAUGUCGAGUGUGGACAGAUGGGGGUGAUGGCAGUCAACCCGCUCGGGAAUUGGGAAGCAUGGGACGACACAGUGAAUUCGCGACUGGUGUCGACUGGUGUUUAUUUGGCAGUGAAGGCUGGGCCGCCAGUUGUGGAUGGGAUGAACGACUUUGUGUAUGGGAUGUUCGAUCCUUCAUGCAUCCUUAA